Molecule: messenger RNA, 1164 nt
Organism: Lodderomyces oxycetoniae
Lineage: Eukaryota; Fungi; Ascomycota; Pichiomycetes; Serinales; Debaryomycetaceae
Exons: 1
Coding region: 1-1164 (387 amino acids)
Biological process (GO): fatty acid catabolic process; acyl-CoA metabolic process
Cellular component (GO): peroxisomal matrix
Molecular function (GO): fatty acyl-CoA hydrolase activity
Source: RefSeq, a predicted model, not a curated record
AUGAUUGAAAUGUUAACUAAGGAAGAAAAUCCGCUACCAGAUUUUGAAGAAGCAUUAAGAGUUAUCAAGAUAGAUGAUACUCAUUAUGUAGGGGCUCACCCAUUGCGGCUCCCAGUAUCUGCAGGAAGAGGUGUUUAUGGAGGUCAUAUGAUUGCGCAAUCGUUGCUAGUGGGUAUCGAGUCAUCGCGAAUUAGUGAAACUGGAGAAUAUAUGGUUCCUGAUUCUUUUCAUUUAUAUUUCAUAAAUGCAGGAAACUGGAAGUGCCCCAUGGAGUAUACCAUAACAAAUCUAUAUGACGAUGGGUUAAUUAGCAAAAAAUACAUCAUUGCUUCGCAGCGUGGUAAAAACAGAACAACUUGUUUAGUAACUUUGCGGAAAGCGGGUACCAAGACUUUACACUCACACUCACACUCACACUCCUUUGAUGAAAGUAUACCUCCACCGGCACUACAAGCAAAGUACCCGAAUCCAGACGAGUUACAUCAAAUACAGCAUACGGAUUUUGUAAGAAAUGCUGUUGGCGACGAAUUCUUUGAUCAUAAAUUAUGUCCCGAAGAGAAUAAGAUGGCAUUUUCCGAUAGAUGGGUUACUGUCUUUUCCGGGUUAACAAAUAUCCCUGAACCGGGCUCUCUGCGUGAGAAAAUAAUCGAUAUCUACCCUGAUGCUCUUGGCGAGCUCCACGAAGUUGAAAAGGAUAUCCUUCGACCAAAAGAUUCUCAAUCUAUAAAGAACCCUAUUUUCAAUUUUAUUGGUUUGGCUGAUAUCUCGGAUUCCGCAUUCAUAACUACAAUUGCACGUGUCUUGCAUUUACCGUGGACUCCCUCUUUGGAAAGGGAUGAAACUUAUGAUGCUACUUCAGAUGCUACGUAUAUUGCAAGAUCAACACUAAAUGCAAUACAUAUUUUCCAUUACAAUGCCAUGUCGUUGGACCACCACAUAUAUUUCCACAACGAUGAAUACGAGCCGACUGAUGGAUCAGCGUUUGAUGUUUGUAAAGAUUGGCUUGCAUUUACUUAUCAAAUGAAGAGAUUGAGUAAUAAUCGAUUGGUUGCACGCGGUUUCAUAUUCAACGAAAACAAAAAGUGCAUUGCAACAGUUGUACAAGAAGGCUUAACCAUUAUGUUUGAUGGUAUUGGAAGCACAGCUAAUAAAGCUCAUUUGUAG